Molecule: messenger RNA, 2299 nt
Organism: Ochotona princeps (American pika)
Lineage: Eukaryota; Metazoa; Chordata; Mammalia; Lagomorpha; Ochotonidae
Gene: HAND2
Product: heart and neural crest derivatives expressed 2
Exons: 2
Coding region: 964-1617 (217 amino acids)
Biological process (GO): regulation of transcription by RNA polymerase II; heart development
Molecular function (GO): protein dimerization activity; DNA-binding transcription factor activity, RNA polymerase II-specific; RNA polymerase II transcription regulatory region sequence-specific DNA binding
Source: RefSeq, a predicted model, not a curated record
GAUGUAGCUGUACAUGGAGAUCUUGCUAGGAAAAUCCGCCUGCUCCUGCGUCCAGCCCAGGAAAGCCGCCGCCGCCACCCGGGAGCUCCGUCGGCCACCGCACAGACCAGCUCCGAGAGCCCGAGCAGCGGACGCCGAGCUGCCUUUAGGGCCCCAGGCCCCUGCCCCCCAAAGAAGGAGAGGAUCUGAGAAAAUGGAUGCACUGAGACCUCUCUGAAAACCCGUCGAGAGAGCCCGGGAAGAGCGUGGACACGUUACUCGCAGCCAAAAUCACAUUCAAGGACCAAAACAACAACCAAAAAAAAAAAAAUUCCAUUAAAACAAUAAGCGCCCAAGAACCCAGAUCGGGCUGUGGGGGGAGGGGAAGAGGCGGGAAGGGGAGGGUCGCACGGAGGUAGCUUUGCAGACAGCAGUCGACCCCGCCGCCGCUGCUGCCUCCGCCGCCCCGCAGAACCGGGCUGGCUGCUCCAGCCGCGCCUCGGACUCGUCGGUGGAUUCCGGGCUAGGUUCGGCGGCCAGCGGCGCAACCCGGCGUGGAGUCCUGGGACUCCCGCGAAGCCACCUCUCGGGAGCCGGGGCACCUUUGCAUGAGCACCAGAGGAUCCUGCCUCGGCGCAGCAAACGGGGAAGCAGGAGCCGACGCGCGGGCCUUGGAGCUAGGCGGGAGCCGGCGGUGCCGGCGGCGAAGGCGGCAGCCCAGGGCGCACCGUGCCGGGACCAGCUCGCCGCGCCCCAUGGGGAGCCGGCAGCCGCAGCGCUGCUGAGGCAGGCCCGGCUGGCCAGGAGGGGGCCCGGGGCCCGGGCUGCAGCAGCCCCCUCUGCGGCUGCCGAGCCGGCCCGGGCGCCCGGGGAUUGGGGGGUGGGGGGUGGGGGAGGACGCGGAGCGCGGAAGCCGAGGCCCGGGUGGAGGGCGCGGCGGGGCUGCGCGCACGCUGGGGCGCGUGGAGGGGCGCGGAGGGCGAGAUGAGUCUGGUAGGGGGCUUUCCCCACCACCCGGUGGUGCACCAUGAGGGCUACCCGUUUGCCGCCGCUGCCGCCGCCGCCGCCGCCGCCGCCGCCAGCCGCUGCGGCCACGAGGAGAACCCCUACUUUCACGGCUGGCUUAUCGGCCACCCCGAGAUGUCGCCCCCCGACUACAGCAUGGCCCUAUCCUACAGCCCCGAGUAUGCCAGCGGCGCCGCCGGCCUGGACCACUCCCAUUACGGGGGGGUGCCGCCGGGCGCCGGGCCCCCGGGCCUGGGGGGGCCGCGCCCGGUGAAGCGCCGGGGCACCGCCAACCGCAAGGAGAGGCGCAGGACUCAGAGCAUCAACAGCGCCUUCGCCGAGCUGCGGGAGUGCAUUCCCAACGUUCCCGCCGACACUAAGCUCUCCAAGAUCAAGACGCUGCGCCUGGCCACCAGCUAUAUCGCCUACCUCAUGGACCUGCUGGCCAAGGACGACCAGAACGGCGAGGCGGAGGCCUUCAAGGCGGAGAUCAAGAAGACAGACGUGAAAGAGGAGAAGAGGAAGAAGGAGCUGAAUGAAAUCUUGAAAAGCACAGUGAGCAGCAACGACAAGAAAACCAAAGGGCGGACGGGCUGGCCGCAGCACGUCUGGGCCCUGGAACUCAAGCAGUGAGGAGGAAGAGGAGGUGGCGGAGAGAGUGAGUGAGCCGGAGCCAGGGUGCCAGACACAGACCCAGGACUCCGGGCGAACCCUCGGCACUCCGCUCUGAGGACUCCUCGCAUUUGGAAUCAUCCGGUUUAUUUAUGUGCAAUUUCCUCCCCCCUCCUUUUUCCCCCCCCCCACCUCCUUUGACACAUCUGCUCCCAGCCUCCCUUUCAAAAAAACAAAGUGGAUAUUUGAAGAAAAGCAUUCCAUAUUUUAACAUAAAGAGGACAUGCGUGCGUGGUAAGGGAUCCCAUUGUCCAGUAUAUUCUCUCUGUGUGAAUGUUUCCUCUUGGCUGUGUAGACACCAGCGUUACCCUUUCCCACCCACCCAAGCCCUUCCAGAUAAAGACAGCAAACACUAGUGCCUAUGUGAAGUGUAUCUUUAAUAUUUGGCCUUUGGAUAUAAAUAUUCCUGGGGAUUAUAAAGUUUUAUUUUAAAGCAGAAAGCAGGGCCGCUAACAUUUCCAUUGGGGUCAGCAGCUAGCGCUGUCCCUUCAUCUGUGAGUGUUCCUUCUUCAAAGAUGUUUCCAACAGCUACUUGUUUUGUGCACUUCCGUCCUCUAAAACUUAAGUGGAAUUUAAUUAAUAUUGAAGAUGUAAACGUUGUAAGUAUUCAAUAAACCACUGUGUGUGUUUUUUUUUUACAAAA